CCUGCAUGCCUGGGGACUUCCAGGACUGCAGUGACAGGACUCCCUGGAACAAGGUCAAGGGGACCCUCGCCAGGUCCAGCCAAAUGGAGGAGACUGAGCAGUACUCCCGCGCCAUCCAGAUGUCCUUGUGCCGAGGUGCCAAGCGGGCAGGCAAUCCCAGCACAUACUCCCACUGUUCCAGCCUAUGUGCCAACCCCAGACACUGGGGGGCCUGCCCUGAAAGUCCCCCCAAAAAGAAGUCCACCACAGUCAACCUCACACAGAAAUGUGAAACCAAAGACCCUCCUGUCACACCCAUGCAAAAACUCAUCUCCUUGGUGAGGGAAUGGGACAUGGUCAAUUGCAAACAAUGGGAAUUCCAGCCUCUGCCGGCUCCUCGGAGCAGCGCCUUGGAGGAGGCCACCCUGCAGCUCCCCUCCGGGAGUGAGGCUGCUUCCCAGCCCAGUACCUCAGCUUCCUGGAAAGGUCAUGCCACAGCCCCAGAGAAGGACCCAGGUCUGCAGGCAGGGGCUGGAGCUGGAGCCAAAGACAAAGGGCCAGAGCCAACGUUUAAACCAUACUUCCCCACAAAAAGAGCUGUCACCCUGAAGGACUGGGGCAAGCCAAAGUCAAAGGAGAGAGAAAGCCCUGACCCUGAGCAGCCUCUGCCUGAGGCCAGUGACCUAGACAGCGCAGGGGUCAUCCUCAAGGUGAGCCACCCCCCUGUGGUGGGCAAUGAUGGCUCCUGCAUGUUCUUUGAGGACAGCAUCGUCUACACCACACAGAUGGACAUCCUGAGGCACACACUGCCCUCAGCCAGCCCCCUGCCCCGAGAGGUGACCUUCCUGAGUUUCUCUCUGUCCUGGGAAGAGAUGUUUUAUGCACAGAAAUGUCACCGCUUCCUGACUGACAUCAUCCUGGAUUCCAUCAGACAAAAGGACCCCAAAGCCAUCACAGCCAAGGUGGUCUCCCUGGCCAACCGACUGUGGACCCUGCACAUCAGCCCCAAGCAGUUUGUGGUGGAUUUGCUGGCCAUCACCGGCUUCAAGAAUGACCGGCAUACCCAGGAACGCCUGCACAGCUGGGUGGAGCUCACACUGCCUUUCGCCAGGAAAUAUGGCUGCUGCGUGAACCUGCUCGUCCAGAGGGGCCUGUCUAGGUCUGUCUCUUACUCUAUCUUGGGCAAGUACUUACAAGAGGGCUAGGGUACCCAGAGACACUACC
Molecule: messenger RNA, 1203 nt
Organism: Myotis brandtii (Brandt's bat)
Lineage: Eukaryota; Metazoa; Chordata; Mammalia; Chiroptera; Vespertilionidae
Product: BTB/POZ domain-containing protein KCTD19-like
Exons: 5
Coding region: 6-1184 (392 amino acids)
Source: RefSeq, a predicted model, not a curated record